Molecule: messenger RNA, 1969 nt
Organism: Castor canadensis (American beaver)
Lineage: Eukaryota; Metazoa; Chordata; Mammalia; Rodentia; Castoridae
Gene: Pick1
Product: protein interacting with PRKCA 1
Biological process (GO): intracellular protein transport; regulation of Arp2/3 complex-mediated actin nucleation; dendritic spine maintenance
Cellular component (GO): synaptic vesicle; neuron projection; trans-Golgi network membrane
Molecular function (GO): phospholipid binding; protein domain specific binding; protein kinase C binding
Source: RefSeq, a predicted model, not a curated record
CCGCCGCCAGGUGGAACGGCAGGUGGGUUCAGGUGCCAGCCUGGCCUGGGCCCUGCUGUGGGACUGACUUCCGGUGAGCAACAGAAACAGCUCCCAAGGGCCUGGAGACCCGUGGGGCGGGCUCUGGGAUCUGAGUCCAUCGCCCUGGCCUGGAGUCCUCCCCUGUACCUAUUCCCCAUUCCCCUUCCAAGCUGGACAGUUAGCCAGCUCACCCCAACUCUCGGAACCAUGUUUGCAGACCUGGAUUAUGACAUCGAGGAGGAUAAACUCGGCAUCCCCACUGUGCCCGGGAAGGUGACCCUGCAGAAGGACGCACAGAACCUGAUCGGGAUCAGCAUUGGAGGAGGGGCGCAGUACUGUCCCUGCCUCUAUAUUGUGCAGGUAUUUGACAAUACCCCUGCAGCCCUGGAUGGCACGGUAGCUGCUGGCGAUGAGAUCACUGGUGUCAAUGGCAGGUCGAUCAAAGGGAAAACUAAGGUGGAGGUGGCGAAGAUGAUUCAGGAGGUGAAGGGGGAGGUAACGAUCCACUACAACAAGCUGCAGGCGGAUCCUAAACAGGGCAUGUCCCUGGACAUCGUGUUGAAGAAGGUCAAGCACCGGCUGGUGGAGAACAUGAGUUCAGGAACAGCUGAUGCCCUGGGCCUGAGCCGGGCCAUCUUGUGCAAUGAUGGGCUUGUGAAAAGGCUGGAGGAGCUGGAACGGACUGCUGAGUUGUACAAAGGAAUGACAGAGCACACCAAGAGCCUCCUUCGGGCCUUUUAUGAGCUGUCACAGACCCACCGGGCCUUUGGGGACGUGUUCUCUGUGAUUGGGGUGCGGGAGCCCCAGCCAGCAGCAAGCGAGGCUUUUGUGAAGUUCGCUGAUGCUCACCGCAGCAUUGAGAAGUUUGGCAUUCGGCUCCUGAAAACGAUCAAGCCGAUGCUGACGGACCUGAACACAUACCUCAACAAAGCCAUCCCCGACACACGCCUCACCAUCAAGAAGUACCUGGACGUGAAGUUUGAAUACCUGUCAUACUGCCUAAAAGUGAAGGAGAUGGACGAUGAGGAGUACAGCUGCAUUGCUCUAGGGGAGCCCCUGUACCGAGUGAGCACUGGCAACUACGAAUACCGCUUGAUCCUGCGCUGCCGCCAGGAGGCGCGCGCGCGCUUCUCCCAGAUGCGCAAGGACGUGCUCGAGAAGAUGGAGCUGCUGGACCAGAAGCACGUCCAGGACAUCGUGUUCCAGUUGCAGCGCUUUGUGUCCACCAUGUCCAAGUACUACAACGACUGCUACGCGGUGCUGCGUGAUGCCGACGUCUUCCCCAUCGAGGUGGACCUGGCACACACCACUCUGGCCUAUGGCCCCAACCAGGGCGAGUUCAUAGAUGGCGAGGAUGAAGAGGAGGAAGAGGACUCAGCGGCCCAGGAGCCGUCCAGGGAUGCGCGGGGAGCUGCUGGGCCCCUGGAUAGGGGUGGAAGUUGGUGUGACUCCUGAGCGCCCCGUGGGUGGAUGGGGGGUAGGGCAGCGGGAGGUCCGCAGUGGGUACGGGGCGGGGCCGCGCACCCGGGCGCAUAAAGGCCUGCUGGCACGGCUGAGGCGCCUGCCUCCCUGCUCCUCUGUCCUCGCACAGCAAAUCCGGGUUCCUGCCGGGGAAAGGCGCCAGGCCAGGCCCACAGCCUGGGCCUUGGACACUAGCCCCCACUCUUCCUUCCCACCUCCCCAGCUAGAGGGAGCUUGGCCUCUGGACCUGCCUCAGGAAGGACAGGGCAGAAAGGAAGAGGGGCUGGAGGUGGCAGGAAAUCCAGACCUGUUCCUGCGGGCAUCUCUGCUGGCCCCCCUAGCCUGCUGGGAGUGGGGGCCAGGUGGACAGCCCAGGCUGGGGCCACCAUCUCAUGCACACCUCGGUGGCCUUUAUUUAUUUUGUUCCCUGGCUCAGCCACUUCUGGAGAGGGCUGGGCACUGGACCUGUAUUGAAUAAACAAACCCA